Lactuca saligna is the source of this 1092-nucleotide messenger RNA. NCBI's taxonomy places the organism in Eukaryota, Viridiplantae, Streptophyta, Magnoliopsida, Asterales, Asteraceae. The record is from the annotation of a GenBank genome assembly.
AUGGCUGAAACUGAUACACCGGUCGUUGAAGUCUGGUACAAUGGGAUGUUCAUCAAGAAACCACUAAUCUAUUUUGAUCCAGAUAAAAAGGAGAUAAUGUACGCCGAUUUCAGGGAGAUGGGGUAUGCUGAAUUCAUUGCGCACCUCAACGUGAUUACUAGAAGAAUAUGCAAAGACGUAUACUAUUGUCCAGAUGGGCAAACAUUGUGUCAAGGAUUGGCCGCAUUGCAUAACGAAUGUGAUUACCACGAAUUUCAUGAGUGUCUCCAUGAGAAAAAGAAAGUAAAUCUGUAUGUGGACCAUAUGCAUGAACCCCUGUUCGACUGGAUUGAAAUGGAAGAGCCUGGAAUUGAAGAUGAUACCAACUCCAAAGCAGAUGAAGAUGUUGAUUCAAUGUUAAUAGAUAAAGACUGCUGGGAACACGAGGUGGAUGAUGAGGAUUUUUCAAUGAAAAGGGCAACAACAACUAUUCAGAAUAAAGACAGGUUUUUGAACAAACUUUGUCCAAAUGUUGAAGAGGAAGAAGAUUCUAAUGUUGAGCAACUACCACAUGUAUACCCUGUGCACAAUUCUGAGCAACAAUGGGAUGAAAUGGCUCCUGUGUUAGGUAUGAAAUUCACCAAUCCUACUGAACUUAAACAAUGUCUUACCAACUAUGAUGUUAAGCAUGGUUAUGAUUUGUGGUAUGAAAAGAAUGAUAAAAACAGACUUCUAGUGAAGUGUUGCAAAGACAAAGAACCUUCAUGUCCUUUUCGGUUGUGGGCUUCUUGGAUGCAAGAGGAAAGGACUUUUCAGAUUAAGUCACUUAAAUCAAGUCACAAUUGUGGUAGAGUUUUUAAAAUAGGCUUAGUGAAUUACAAGUGGAUAGGGAAACAAUAUUUCAAUGUACUUCUAGAAAACCCCAGGCUUAGUUUGAGGAAGAUGAAAGCUCAAAUCUCAAGCACAUACAACAUCAUAGUUAGCAUUGGACAAUGUAGAAAUCCAAAAAAGUUUGCAUUGUCUGAGAUAGAAGGCACUCUAAAAGAGCAUUAUAGUAGGUUGUGGGACUAUGGCAUAGAAAUCAAAAGAGCUAAUCCAGGAUCAACUGUGUAA